GUAAGUCUGAAAGAAGAGAGAACAUUAUGUCUGUACUAACCAACAACCGCAACCGAUUUAAAUGCGGUCGAGAAAUAAAAAAACGUACCACAAUUUGGGGCCUCCGCGUUCGACUACCCCCGCCGGCCCCAUGCGUUACCCUUCCCUUUAACGGUCUAGUAACGGAAGAGGAUCUUCGAGAACUGUGGCAGGGAAAUAGAAGACUACAAUUUUUACCGAUAGAUAAGAGCGUCGUCACAAAGAGAAUAGUCGUAACAGACGCCUUCAUGCAAAAUUUAAUGAUGGGGGUGUCGUAUCAACAAAAUUCGAUCAAUUCGGAAUCGGAUUCUCCUUGUCCCAGUCCAGAAACAGUUACAGAGGAACCGUUAAUCGAGCCUGGAGUGAAAAUAGUACAAAAGAACAAAUAUUUAGGAGCGGGAUGCGCCAAAAAGACUGCACCUUUCAAAAAGAUGAGCCUGCAGAGGCGGAAAAAGCUUCUAGCGAUGUCUACCAGGGAAAGGGAAAGAAUCCUUAAACGACCCAAACGAAAAUUAAACACUGAUACUAAAUUAGACAAUAAAAACAACGAAGCAUUACCUCCUACACCACCAACGUCCGUCAGUUCACCGCCAACACCCCCAGCGUCAAACACUACCUUAAAUUCAGAAUUAAGUAAUGAUUUCUCGGAGAGUUCCAAUAAUCAGAAAGCGCUGUCUGGAAAAAAGGGCAACAAUUUGGAUGUUCACUCCGAAUUACACACUCCUUGUGAUACUUCUGGGGAUGAAACCAGUUCUAAAAGCACUUUGGAUACUAUUAUACCGCCGCCGAAGGAUUUUGAAGGAAAAAACAAUCCUUUUUUAACAUUGCUGAGAGGAACUACGGAAGAAACAAAAAGUAAAAAGAAAGAUAUAACCCUACCACUUCCGCUGACAGCUGUGAUACCAGGAAAACCUCUAAUGCGACCAACGAAACGUCAACUGAGCGAAAAGACAUCAUCAUCGGUCCGAACGGACAGGUGAAAAGAAAACGCUUCAGGAGGAAUAGGAAUCCUAAUCCCGUCUAUACCAGUACCGGUAACAACGGCCAGACGGCGAGCAAAACGGCCGC
Messenger RNA from Diabrotica balteata, 1086 nucleotides. Lineage: Eukaryota; Metazoa; Arthropoda; Insecta; Coleoptera; Chrysomelidae. The record is from the annotation of a GenBank genome assembly.